AAGAAACUAAGAAGAUAGGAGUAAAAAAGUUAAGCUUUCGAAAUAAAAGAAAUAACCAUGGCUUCUUCAAUCUCUACACAGUCAGAACCAUCAUGUUACUAUUAUGGAUUGCAUGCACAUUACCAAGAGCAGUAUGAAUACCUUCGAAGCAUGAACCGCUAUCUAGAGGUGCAGCGUCCCAAACUUAAGCCCACUGAUUGGUUAAAUUUUCACAUUGAUGUUCUCUCGCAUUCGGUUGAUUCUAAUUCAGUUACACGCCUCAACACUUUACUUUACAAUUGUGAAGAAGUGAGCUGCAAAAGGUUCUUUGAAGAGGGUCAAGAUUGGUUUCAGUCUAUCUUGUUCCACCAAGUCUUUUCCUUUGAUUCACUUGAGCAACUUGCACAAAGACUUGUGCAAGAAGUACAUGAAUUGUUCGAUUUUGACGAGAGAUUAUUUGGUUCUAAUUUUGCUAAUGGAGAUGGACCUUCCGUUGCUCGGCGGUUCACUUUGCGUCUUAGAAUUUUCGUUGAAAUACAAUUAGAAAUAUAGUAGGUAGCUUCUUCAAAAAAAAAAGAACUAUAGUAGGUAUUUUUACACAAAUUUGUGAUUAUGUUCCUCAUUGACUCCAACGUUAUUUAAUAAAUGUUCUUCCUUGAGUUAAUGUUACUUUGCUGUUUAAUAAAGUUAAACCAU
Messenger RNA from Medicago truncatula (barrel medic), 675 nucleotides. RefSeq lists its product as uncharacterized. The record is from RefSeq and is a predicted model, not a curated record. The transcript is spliced from 2 exons. NCBI's taxonomy places the organism in Eukaryota, Viridiplantae, Streptophyta, Magnoliopsida, Fabales, Fabaceae. Bases 58 to 531 code for a protein of 157 amino acids.